Molecule: messenger RNA, 579 nt
Organism: Leptosia nina
Lineage: Eukaryota; Metazoa; Arthropoda; Insecta; Lepidoptera; Pieridae
Source: the annotation of a GenBank genome assembly
AUGACGCCCAAAUGGCUAUUGGCCCAACCGAUUGUAGUAACUGAAAAUAAUGUAACAAGCUUCUACGUGCGUAGUGUUGGGAUUUAUAACAGAUGUAUCAGAAUGGCUAAUGACCCCAACAACUGCGCUCCAUUCUCUUUUUAUGGGCUGGCAACUGAUUCAAAUGUAUACCCGACUCCAUGGAAAGCAGCUAUGUUCUUCCUGUCCUUGUGUGCUGCUAUACAGUUUUCAACGGUGCUAGCUGGUGUAUUAGCAUGCUGUGUCCAAUCAGUGUUUAAAAAGAGUGUUAUAUCAUUGGCGGGUGCUACGCAAGCUUUGGGAGGCCUAUUUGGUGUACUGGGCAUUCUAUUGUAUCCAUGGGGCUGGGGUGCAGCUAGAGUGAAAAGACUGUGUGGGGAGUACUCCGAGCCUUAUAUACCAGGGGACUGUUCUAUUGGCUGGGCGUUGUAUGCUACUAUAAUGGGUGUCGGUCUAGUCUUCUUGGCCAGUGGCCUGUCGAAGGUCGCCGACAAAGCGGCCAAUUCCGACAAAGUACAGUUUCAAAUGGACGAAGGGAAGCAAUUGAUCUGUCUCGCUUGA